AUGCGAGUGGUCAUGCUUUUCAUUCUUCUUUGCAUCAAGCUCGGAUUCCCCAAAUUCUUCAAGUUUUACGAGUUUCUCAAGAACCGCUUUCAACCUUUCCGCCGCAAUCCCAAGCGCAAGAGCAAGAAGACCAAGAUCGUUCGCUUCGCAGAACCGAAAAAGAACGGACGACAACUCAAGUUCUACCAAAGCACCUCUUUGUCAACAAUGAGAUUCUACAAUCGCACCGCGGAGCUCGAGUACUACCGCAACGGCAUGCGUAACAACCCACCCACCGAUACCGAGAUGUGGGCUUCUUUGUUCAUCGUAUGCUCCUUUAUUAGCGUCAUCAUCGUCUGCAUCAUGUUACCGCAUGGAACCUGGUUCCAGUGCGUCUCUGGAGCCAUCUUACUCUAUCUCUUCUGCCAGGUUGUGGUUAGCUAUGUUAACUGCGAGUAA
Molecule: messenger RNA, 438 nt
Organism: Trichoderma breve
Lineage: Eukaryota; Fungi; Ascomycota; Sordariomycetes; Hypocreales; Hypocreaceae
Exons: 4
Coding region: 1-438 (145 amino acids)
Source: RefSeq, a predicted model, not a curated record